AUGGCGAUUGGUGGGCUCAUAGAGCCCCUUCACAGAGUAGUUGGUAUUGGAAAAAAAAUAGUGGAAGUCAAAGAUCGAUUCAAACAUCUUAUUGAUAUUCCAGGUUUUAUUCAUGAUGAGUAUACCAUCAAAAAUGGUUAUCAUCUGCUCUGUUCUGGUCAUCACCGAUUUCAAUGGUGUUCAGAAGUGUGGGGAAGGCUGAAUAUACCAAAGCAUAGUGUCAUCAUGUGGCUAGCUACUCUUGACAGAUUAAAGACUAAGCAAAGAUUGUUGAAUUUCCAGAUGGUGAACUCCUCAACCUACUUAUUCUGUGAUAUUCAUGAGGAAAGUGUAACUCAUCUUUUCUUUGAAUGUCAUCUUAGUAAGAUUUGUAUUAAGAAGGUGAAAGAGAAGAUGGGUUCGAGUGCAAAAUCUGAAGAUUUACGCAACCUUUUGAGGUGGAUCUCUCGGGCUCCAAUGAGUAAGUUUCAUAAGAUGGUCUAUGCGGCUUUUGUUGCUGCGGUGGUUUAUCAUAUUUGGAAAGCAAGGAAUGAAGUUUUUUUGUUGUUUAAGGUGAGAAGGAUAGAUUUAAUUGUGAAUAAUAUUAUAAAUGAUGUAAAAAAUAGAGUUCAAGGUGUUAUGCCUAAAACAGUUAGUAGUAUUGACAGGGAAUGGUUUGAUUCAUUGUAA
Molecule: messenger RNA, 669 nt
Organism: Humulus lupulus (European hop)
Lineage: Eukaryota; Viridiplantae; Streptophyta; Magnoliopsida; Rosales; Cannabaceae
Exons: 1
Coding region: 1-669 (222 amino acids)
Source: RefSeq, a predicted model, not a curated record